Gadus morhua (Atlantic cod) is the source of this 1728-nucleotide messenger RNA. RefSeq names its product ras-related protein Ral-A. Lineage: Eukaryota; Metazoa; Chordata; Actinopteri; Gadiformes; Gadidae. The transcript is spliced from 5 exons. The record is from RefSeq and is a predicted model, not a curated record. Gene Ontology annotation, biological process: signal transduction. The coding region runs from base 577 to 1206 and encodes 209 amino acids. Gene Ontology annotation, cellular component: membrane. Gene Ontology annotation, molecular function: GTPase activity; GTP binding.
UGAAACCAGGCAAAUUCUGGCCCUGUUGGCUUUCCAUACAGAGCACCGUCGGACCGAGGUCGGUCCGGAUGACAGUUUAACCUACGAGUAGGACAGCAGCAUGUAUCGUCCUGCCUGAAACCCCGUAGUUAACAGGUAUCGACGAGGAUGCUGUCGGUCGAGGAACCACCUCCUCGUUCUCAGCGCAAGAUAACGCGUCGUACACCUGACUGCCCGUAGGGAAGUUGGUUUGUUUAGGCUCACAACAGAUAUCAUUGUCAGGGCGGACUGUUGUUUAACAAGUUACGGAUGCAAGCCCUUUUGCUAGCCUAAACGCAGACUUAGUUUUUUGUUUUAUAGAUUUAAGUAGGUUAAGUAGUUUCACCAUUGCUGGAUAUUCGAUCGCAGGUAACAGUGUUGUCCUGGAAAGCUGACUACCUCGCAGAACCGGUCAAACCAGUUCGUCCAGGACCGGGGAAGUGAACGAAGAGGAUCCACGUAGAGGUAUUUCCUUGGGUUGAAGUGUUUUUUUGACCCGCUCACCUGACCGGUACUCCCACUACCUGCCUUGUUUCCAGCCCACCAGUUGACCAAAUCAUGGCUGCCGAUAAGAGUAAAGGGUCCCCACCACUGGCCCUCCAUAAGGUGAUCAUGGUGGGCAGUGGAGGAGUGGGCAAGUCCGCCCUCACGCUGCAGUUCAUGUAUGAUGAGUUUGUGGAGGACUACGAGCCUACCAAGGCGGACAGCUACAGGAAGAAGGUGGUGGUGGACGGGCAGGAGGUGCAGGUGGACAUCCUGGACACGGCGGGCCAGGAGGACUACGCCGCCAUACGGGACAACUACUUCCGCAGCGGGGAGGGCUUCCUGUGUGUCUUCUCCAUUACAGAGCCCGAGUCCCUAGCCGCCGCUGCCGACUUGAGGGAGCAGAUCGUGCGGGUGAAGGAGGAUGGCCAGGUGCCGUUCAUCCUGGUGGGGAACAAGUCUGACCUGGAGGACCGGAGGCAGAUCAGCACCGAGGAGGCCAGGGCCCGAGGGGAGCAGUGGGGGGUCGGCUACGUGGAGACGUCAGCCAAGACCCGGGCUAACGUUGACAAGGCGUUCUUUGACCUCCUGCGUGAGAUCCGUGGCCGGAAGAUGGAGGAUGGAAAAGAGAAAGGCGGGAAGAAAAAGAAGAGUCUUCUUCAGAGGAUCAGAGACCGCUGCUGCUGUUGGUCGCGCUCCAGCUGAGGAGGCUGGGCCAGACAAACGGCCCUUUGUCUCCGUUUCUACCCCUCCUUCUUGUCCCUAGAGAACCACAGCUGGAGGUGGACCACACCGCUCCCAGUGGUACCCAGAGCCAACAGGUCAAAGACUCAAACGUUCCCAUCGUACCUGUGGGGGGACAGGAGCUUGUAUGGCCGCGAGUAAGUUGCUUUCCUGGCAUUUGUUAAUACAGGCUGAAUGUUUUAAAGAAAAUAGACAACAUAGUGAUGUUCCUUUUAGAAGUUAAUAAUUUGCAGCUGAAGUAUAAUGGCAGCUUACCGAGUGCUGCAUGACUGUGUGGUUGUGGCAAAGUGUCAAGAGUAAUUGUGGUACAUAUUAAUAGAGGCUGAUAACCGGCUAACUGCUGAGAAAUUGAUGUAGGCUCUUAAUGGAAAUUGUGCUUGUCAGAGUCUAUUUAUAAACCUUACUUGAGUAUUUUAAGUGUAUUGUAAACUGGAUGUUUAUCAUUGUGCGCAACUGUCAAAUUAAAGCCAUAUUUACACUACA